Eutrema salsugineum is the source of this 973-nucleotide messenger RNA. Its product is annotated as protein unc-50 homolog. Bases 206 to 964 code for a protein of 252 amino acids. Lineage: Eukaryota; Viridiplantae; Streptophyta; Magnoliopsida; Brassicales; Brassicaceae. Gene Ontology annotation, cellular component: Golgi membrane. The transcript is spliced from 10 exons. The record is from RefSeq and is a predicted model, not a curated record.
AUUUGUAUGAAACGCAGACCGCGACGGCAAAAGAGGCGUUUGGGUGCGGUAGCGGAAUCCCUAAACCCGAAAAUAACCAAAGGGAAACGCGAGAACCUGAGAUAUCUUGGAUCCAAACGAUCUUCCUCCCGUAGAAACCGCGAGGGAAGAAGAAGACGGAGAAGAAGAAUAGGAAUCAUCCGGAUCAGGAACAAGGGAGGAGAAGAUGUUGCCAACAACUUCCAGAUCUCGCUCUUCAUCUUCUUCAUCCCGAGCUAACCCAAUGUUCCUUCAGUAUUUUCGUCGUAUCGUCAAGUGGCAGCAAAUGGAUGUUGAAUAUACUUUCUGGCAAAUGCUUAACCUUUGUACAUCUCCGAAAGUUGUCUAUCAACACACCAAGUAUCACAAACAAACUAAAAACCAAUGGGCACGUGAUGACCCUGCUUUUAUCGUGAUCUGUAGCUUGCUUCUUGUUGUUGCAACUUUAGCCUACUGUGCCACGUAUGACCAUAGUGGCUCUCACGCUGUCUUCGUAGUUGUAUCAGUUUUCCUCUCCCAUUUCUUCAUCACCGGAGCAGUUAUAGCUACAUGCUGUUGGUUUCUGACGAACUCUUACCUUCGCGAGGAGGCUCCUAAUAGUCAUGUGGUGGAACAACGCGUUGAAUGGCUGUAUACAUUUGAUGUUCACUGCAACUCGUUCUUUCCAAUGUUUGUGCUACUCUACGUCGUACAUUAUUUCUUAUCACCACUCCUGAUAACGCACGGAUUUAUUCCUUUACUGCUAUCGAAUCUGCUUUUCAUGGUCGGGGCUUCGUACUACCAUUAUCUUAACUUCCUAGGAUAUGACGUCCUUCCGUUUUUAGAACGAACAACAUUCUUCCUCUACCCAAUCGGGAUCGUGAUUGUCCUCUCCCCUAUUUUGAUCUUAAGCGGAUUCAACCCGUCAAGAUAUUUCAUGAACAUGUACUUCAGCCAAAGAUUAUAAAUUUUUUUU